Messenger RNA from Ornithorhynchus anatinus (platypus), 1593 nucleotides. It is a transcript of the gene PENK, whose product is annotated as proenkephalin. Gene Ontology annotation, molecular function: opioid receptor binding. NCBI's taxonomy places the organism in Eukaryota, Metazoa, Chordata, Mammalia, Monotremata, Ornithorhynchidae. The transcript is spliced from 3 exons. Gene Ontology annotation, biological process: neuropeptide signaling pathway; chemical synaptic transmission; sensory perception. Gene Ontology annotation, cellular component: axon terminus; neuronal cell body; dendrite. The record is from RefSeq and is a predicted model, not a curated record. The coding region runs from base 476 to 1279 and encodes 267 amino acids.
GCUAAUUAUAAAGUGGCUUCUCCCCCGACUUGCCGGCGCACUGAGUUGGGCGUCGAGCUCCCGGGCCCCUCCCCGCUCCGGACCCGCUUUUCCCAAUACCCGCGUUAUCAUUGUCAUUAUUAUCAUUGUUAUCAUUCCGGUUUUUCCCCGGGGCUCGGCCGCGGGGGUCGGAGGGCGGCGCCGCGUCGGCCGCGGGCCCCUUCCCCUCCUUUCCUUUGCCUUCUUUCCUCGAGGUCCCGCGGAGAGGCGCAGCGCUUGGCGCAGCACCGCGCCGCGCCGGCUCCGGGCUCAGCCCGCCGUGGGAACCAGGCCCCCGUGGGAACCAGCCCCGGCCGGGCCGAGCCGAGCCGAGCCGCUCCGAACCGCUCCGAUCUUCUCCGAUCCGCGCCGAUCUUCUGCGAAGCGCUCCGAUCCUUGCCGAACCGCUCCGAUCCUCUCCGGUCCAGCCCGGCCCCGAAAGGGACGCACCGCCUCGAUGGCGCUGGUGCUGAGGUUGUGCGGCCUGCUCCUGGCUGUCGGGCCGGGCUUGGUCCUCGCCGGCCGGGCGGGAUGCGGGAAGGACUGCGCCGCCUGCGCCCACCGGCUGGGACGCCGCGCGGACAUCAACCCGCUGGCUUGCACGCUCGAGUGUGAAGGAAAACUGCCUUCCGCCAAAGCCUGGGAGACUUGCAAGGACCUCCUGCAACUGACCAAAUUGGAUCUUUCUCAAGAAGGCAGCAAUGUCCUAGGAGACAGCGACAAACCGCAAGAGGCGAGCCAUUUGCUAGCCAAGAAAUACGGGGGGUUCAUGAAGAGGUAUGGAGGCUUCAUGAAGAAAAUGGACGAGCUUUAUCACAUGGAACCGGAAGAUGAAACCCAAGCUGGAGACAUCCUGGCCAAACGGUACGGAGGUUUCAUGAAGAAGGAUUCGGACGACGAAGCGCUGGCCAACUCAUCGGACUUGCUGAAAGAGCUUCUGGGUGGUGGGGACGAUCCCGAGACGGGGCAUUACCAAGAGGGUGGUGAUAAUGACGAGGAGGUGGGCAAAAGGUACGGCGGCUUCAUGAGAGGCUACAAGAGAAGUCCAGAACUGGAAGACGAAGCCAAAGCCCUCCAAAAGAGAUACGGGGGAUUUAUGAGAAGAGUUGGAAGGCCUGAGUGGUGGCUGGACUACCAGAAGCGUUACGGUGGAUUUCUUAAGCGCUUUGCCGAUUCUCUUCCUUCAGAGGAAGAUGAAGAAAGUUAUUCCAAAGAAGUUCCAGAGAUGGAUAAGAGAUAUGGAGGAUUUAUGAGAUUUUAAUACCUUUCCUUUUGAUCCUCCCCAGCCAAGCCCUUCAUCCCUAAAUGAGAAAGACUGCCUCAUUGACCAUAUUUUAUUGUAUUGUGUUGCUUGCACUGUACAGUUUUUUACUGUCCUAGGUAAUGAUGUGGCCUGCAAUCUUACUUCAGGUUCCGUGUUCCUUUCAAGUCAACGACUUCUGUCUUAGUAAAACUGAAGUCUAUAUUGUAGUUUUCAUGCUAAAACUAUUUUUGUUACCUUUCCUUUAUUUUAAAGAGAACAUCUAAAAAUGCUUAUUUGUAUAUAUAGAAUAAAUUCAUCACCUAACUGCAAAA